CAAGAAGUUAUCCCUCAUAUCUGGUUAGGAGGAUAUAAAGCAUUAGAAUCUAUUCAUUUUUUAAAAAAAAAUAAUAUCACCCAUAUUCUUACUCUCGGUCAUUUUAAACCUUGUUAUAAAUCUAACGAAUUUAUACAUAAGAUCAUCCCUGUUGCAGAUAAUCCAGAAGCCAACAUUAUUCAAUAUUUUCCUGAAACGACUGAAUUCAUUGAAAAUGCUCUAAAGAAUGGACAUAAUAAUAUACUUGUUCAUUGCCUAGCUGGUGUUUCUAGGAGUCCAACUAUUCUUACAGCUUAUUUAAUGAUGACACAAAAACUAAGAUGGAAAGCUGCUUUGGCUCUCAUUAAACGAACUAGACCUUUUGUAAACCCUAAUCUAGGAUUUAUAAAUCAGCUUCGA
Molecule: messenger RNA, 399 nt
Organism: Cokeromyces recurvatus
Lineage: Eukaryota; Fungi; Mucoromycota; Mucoromycetes; Mucorales; Mucoraceae
Product: protein-tyrosine phosphatase-like protein
Exons: 2
Biological process (GO): protein dephosphorylation
Cellular component (GO): cytoplasm
Molecular function (GO): protein tyrosine/serine/threonine phosphatase activity
Source: RefSeq, a predicted model, not a curated record